Perca flavescens (yellow perch) is the source of this 921-nucleotide messenger RNA. It is a transcript of the gene ucp1, whose product is annotated as uncoupling protein 1. The transcript is spliced from 6 exons. NCBI's taxonomy places the organism in Eukaryota, Metazoa, Chordata, Actinopteri, Perciformes, Percidae. The record is from RefSeq and is a predicted model, not a curated record. Gene Ontology annotation, biological process: transmembrane transport. Bases 1 to 921 code for a protein of 306 amino acids.
AUGGUGGGACUUAAACCCUCAGAUGUUCCCCCUCCACUGGGGGUGAAGAUGGCGAGUGCUGGGGCUGCAGCCUGUGUAGCUGACCUUUUCACAUUUCCUCUGGACACAGCCAAAGUCAGACUACAGAUUCAGGGAGAGAUGAAGGGAGUGGAAGGCAUCCGCUACAGAGGGGUGUUUGGGACAAUCAGCACCAUGAUCCGCACAGAGGGGCCCAGGUCUCUGUACAACGGGCUGGUAGCGGGGCUGCAGAGGCAAGUGUGCUUCGCCUCCAUCAGAAUUGGCCUCUACGACAAUGUCAAAAAUUUCUACACUGGUGGCAAAGACAAGCCUGGUGUACUGGUACGUAUUCUGGCUGGCUGCACUACUGGCGCUAUGGCGGUGUCUUUCGCACAACCCACUGAUGUGGUCAAGGUUCGAUUCCAAGCUCAGAUGAACCUGGAUGGUGUGGCUCGUCGGUACACUGGCACAAUGCAAGCCUACAAACACAUCUUCCAGAAUGAGGGCAUACGUGGACUCUGGAAAGGCACACUACCCAAUAUCACAAGAAAUGCGCUCGUCAACUGCACAGAGCUGGUUACAUACGACCUGAUCAAAGAGGCCAUCCUUAGACACAACCUGAUGUCAGACAAUCUGCCUUGCCACUUUGUAUCUGCCUUUGGUGCCGGCUUUGUCACCACGGUGAUCGCUUCCCCAGUAGAUGUAGUGAAAACUAGAUACAUGAACUCACCACCGGGCCAGUACAAGAGUGCUAUCAACUGUGCCUGGACCAUGAUGACUAAAGAGGGGCCGACAGCUUUCUACAAAGGAUUUGUUCCCUCAUUUCUGAGGUUGGGAUCGUGGAAUGUUGUGAUGUUUGUCUCAUUCGAACAAAUCAAGAGAGCCAUGAUGGUCACAAAGAAGAAAAUUGAGGACAGAAAUUGA